Cutaneotrichosporon oleaginosum is the source of this 1050-nucleotide messenger RNA. RefSeq lists its product as uncharacterized. The record is from RefSeq and is a predicted model, not a curated record. Lineage: Eukaryota; Fungi; Basidiomycota; Tremellomycetes; Trichosporonales; Trichosporonaceae.
AUGUUGGCAGACGAUGUUGACAUGUCGACUCCACCCGGCAGUCCCCGACGCCAGCUGCGCACCCCCUUUCCGCCGACAGCGAACGCAUAUGCCGUCGCUGCGUCCUACCAUCCCGCCUCCUCGGGCUCCUCCAGCUCCUCCGCGCGCCGCAUGCCCUAUCCUCCCCCCACGCUCAACAUCUCCCCGCCGACACCACAAACCCGCGACAUCGGGCGCUCACUGACGCGCGUGAGCGUGAGCGAGCGGCCGCGCCGCCGCCGCAUCGACGACGACGACGACGACGACCGCCGCCGCCGCACGCCCUACGGCUCCCCCUCCCUCCUCAGCGUGACCCCCACGACCCCCCUCUCGCCCAUCAGCGGCUUCGAAGCGUCCCGCCCGCCCUCCCCCACAAGCUCUAGCACGAGCACGAGCACGAGCACGAGCGUGAGCGCGGGCGCGCCCGCGUCCGACCACGACCCCGAAACCGCGGCGUGCCACGAGCUCGACUGUCCGCGCGGCUGCGCGCCCUACCGCCUCAUGCGGAUGCUCGAGGCGGAGCGCGCGGCGCGCCGCGCGGCCACUGCGCUCGCGGACCAACUGCGUGCCGAGGCGGCCGCGGAGCGCGCCGCGCGCCAAGACGCCGAGACGCGCGGCGGCCGCGCCGCCACGAACUACCAGUGGGCCGUCCAAAGCCUCGAGCAAGAACGCGCGCGGUGGGAGCACGAGAAGGCGCACUUGCUCUCCAAGAUCGAGCUGAUCGAGGCCGAGAACCGCGAGCUGCGCGAGCGCGCAGGCCUCCCCCGCGAAGUGCAGAUACGGAGCUCGCGCGGGAUCGUCAUGACGAGUCCCAGCGAUCCGGACGGGUGGGUGCGUAUCGGCGCGCGCGAGGACCCGGUGCCCGUCGUCAGACGCUUCAAGUCGGCGGCGGAGGCCGACGCGUUCGACGCGGAGAACGAGCGCGCGCAGCCGCGCCGCCGCCGCUCGCGGCGACUAGUUCGGCGCCGGCCGUGGCGCCGGCGAGUCCCGCGCCGCCCGCGUCAGGCCCUCACGACCCCAACCCGCCCGUGA